UUUGUAAUGCCCAGUUGUUAAAAUGCAGUCUUGAAACAGUGUUGGAUGGCAGUUUCUUCUUCAGAAAGUGUUUUGCUUUGCUGCAGAGCUAAGAGCAGGAACACUGCUUUUUGGUGCCAAAUCUGCUUUUGCUAAGGCUUAAGUGUUUUCUGAAGUGAUUGGGAAAGCUUGGCCACAAACCCACGUGUUUAUUUGCAUUUCACAUGUGUGUUUCGUUAGUGGGCAAUAUAAGGUCUGAAUGAAAACAUGCUUUGUUUUUCUUUUGUAUUCUGGGGUAAAAUUCUUUUUUCAGGAGAGCUGAGAAAGGUUCAGAGGAGCAAUGCAAACAAAUUGAGACAAGUAGCUGGCUGUCCUCUUUUAUAAGCACUCGGAUGAGGUGAUUGACAUUGAGGUUUACCCUAGAGUUGGAGGACAGAGACAAUUCUGUUGUAUCCAUGUUGGGAAAGAGGUAAUUGCUGUAGACAAAGAGGGUUAACGCUGGUAUCACAGAAAAAUGAAUAUGUUAAAACCAAGUGGACUUAAGGCUCCAUCAAAGACCAUCAAGCAUGGAAGUACGUUACUGAAAGCACCUGCAUCUGUUGCAACUGCUCCAGCAGAAAAGGCACCUUCCAGUGACAAGUCCUCAAGCACAACCACUGCAGACGCACACGACGACUUUGUGGAUGAUUUCAGAGUUGGAGAGCGUGUUUGGGUCAAUGGAAGUAAACCUGGCUUUAUUCAGUUCCUUGGUGAAACACAGUUUGCUCCAGGACAAUGGGCAGGGAUCGUUCUAGACGAACCAAUCGGUAAAAACGACGGCUCUGUGGCUGGAGUUCGCUAUUUCCAGUGUGAACCCUUGAGGGGAAUAUUUACAAGACCAUCAAAAUUGUCAAGAAAAGUGCUGACAGAAGAGGAAGCCAAUGGUACUCAGACAGCUCAUGCAUCUAGAGCUACAUCACCAACCUCCACAUCAACUGCCAGCGCGGUGUCCGCGUCCCCUGCUGCACUUCCUCCAACAGGAAUUCCACAGAAAACAUCACCACUUGCUGCUAAAGAACAUUCUACUCCUGCUCAGUUUAGCAAUCUUUCAAAAACUGCAAGUGGAUCUGUAUCAAAUCUGUCUGAAGCUGGAUCACUAAAGAAAGGAGAAAAGGAGCUCAAAAUUGGAGAUCGAGUUCUGGUGGGUGGAACCAAAGCUGGAGUUGUGCGUUUCUUGGGAGAAACUGACUUUGCUAAAGGAGAAUGGUGUGGAGUAGAGCUGGAUGAACCUCUGGGAAAGAAUGAUGGAGCUGUUGCUGGAACAAGGUACUUUCAGUGUCAGCCAAAAUAUGGUUUGUUUGCUCCUGUCCACAAAGUUACAAAGAUUGGAUUCCCAUCGACUACACCGGCAAAAGCAAAGACAACGGUGCGAAAAGUGGUUGCAACUCCUGCAGCCCUGAAACGAAGCCCAAGUGCAUCUUCCCUGAGUUCUCUCAGUUCUGUGGCAUCUUCAGUAAGCAGCAAGCCAAGCCGUACAGGACUAUUGACAGAAACAUCCUCCCGGUAUGCAAGAAAGAUUUCUGGUACCACAGCCCUGCAGGAGGCACUGAAAGAGAAGCAGCAGCAUAUUGAGCAGCUCCUGGCAGAAAGGGACCUGGAGAGGGCAGAAGUUGCAAAAGCAACCAGUCACGUGGGAGAAAUAGAGCAGGAAUUAGCACUUGUUCGAGAUGGACACGACCGGCAUGUACUGGAGAUGGAAGCAAAAAUGGACCAGCUGCGAGCUAUGGUGGAGGCUGCUGAUAGGGAGAAAGUGGAGCUUCUCAAUCAGCUCGAGGAAGAGAAAAGGAAGGUUGAAGAUCUUCAGUUCCGAGUGGAAGAAGAAUCCAUUACCAAAGGAGACCUAGAGCGAAAGAGGCAGAUUUCGGAAGAUCCAGAAAAUACGCAGACCAAACUGGAGCAUGCCCGCAUUAAGGAGCUUGAACAGAGCCUGCUCUUUGAAAAGACCAAAGCUGACAAACUCCAGAGGGAGUUAGAAGACACUAGGGUGGCUACAGUAUCAGAAAAAUCUCGCAUCAUGGAACUAGAAAGAGAUCUAGCAUUGCGGGUGAAGGAAGUAGCUGAGCUUCGAGGGAGAUUAGAGUCUAGUAAACACAUUGAUGAUGUGGAUACUUCUCUUUCAUUGUUACAAGAAAUAAGUGCUUUGCAAGAAAAAAUGGCAGCAGCUGACAAAGAGCAUCAGCGCGAGAUGAGCUCUCUGAAAGAGAAGUUUGAAAGCAGUGAAGAAGCGCUGCGGAAAGAGAUCAAAACACUUACAGCUUCAAAUGAGAGAAUGGGAAAAGAAAAUGAAUCAUUGAAAACUAAGCUUGAUCAUGCCAACAAAGAGAAUUCAGAUGUAAUAGAGCUGUGGAAAUCGAAGCUGGAAUCUGCAAUUGCUUCCCAUCAGCAAGCAAUGGAAGAACUGAAAGCUUCUUUCAGCAAAGGUGCAGGGGCUCAGACAGCAGAAUUUGCAGAGUUAAAAACGCAGAUGGAGAAGGUUAAAUUAGACUAUGAGAAUGAAAUGUCGAAUUUAAAACUGAAGCAGGAAAAUGAAAAAUCUCAUCAUUUGAAGGAGAUUGAAGCACUGAAGGCAAAAUUGCUGGCGGUCACAGAGGAGAAAGAGCAAACCCUGGAAAACCUGAAGACCAAACUGGAAAGUGUGGAAGAUCAGCAUCUAGUAGAAAUGGAAGACACUUUAAACAAAUUACAGGAAGCUGAAAUAAAGGUAAAGGAGCUAGAUGUACUGCAAGCCAAGUGCAAUGAACAAACCAAACUUAUUGGUAGUCUUACACAACAGAUCAAAGCUUCUGAAGAAAAGCUUUUGGACCUUGCUGCACUUCAGAAAGCCAAUUCUGAAGGUAAAUUGGAAAUCCAGAAACUUAGCGAGCAGCUUGAGGCAGCUGAGAAACAGAUACAGAAUUUAGAGACUGAAAAGGUUGAUGGAAGUAGCAAGGCUAGUAAUCUGGCCAAAGAACUGCAGGGCAAAGAGCAAAAGCUUCUUGACCUUGAGAAAAACUUGAGUGCAGUAAAUCAAGUUAAAGAUUCUUUGGAAAAGGAACUUCAACUUUUGAAAGAAAAAUUUACUAGUGCAGCUGAUGGAGCAGAAAAUGCUCAUCGCGCGAUGCAAGAAACAAUAGAAAAACUAAACCAAAAAGAAGAACAGUUUGCACUCAUGUCUUCAGAACUGGAACAGCUGAAGUCUAAUUUGACUGUGAUGGAGACUAAACUGAAGGAGAGAGAAGAGAGAGAACAGCAACUGACUGAAGCUAAAGCCAAACUAGAAAAUGAUAUUGCAGAGAUCAUGAAGUCAUCAGGAGACAGCUCUGCCCAGCUUAUGAAAAUGAAUGAUGAGCUACGGUUAAAAGAAAGGCAGUUGGAGCAAAUACAAUUUGAGCUUACAAAAGCAAAUGAAAAGGCUGUUCAGCUUCAGAAAAAUGUGGAACAGACAGCACAGAAAGCUGAGCAGAGUCAGCAAGAAACUCUCAAGACUCAUCAAGAAGAGCUGAAAAAAUUGCAGGAUCAACUAAUGGACAUAAAAAAGCAAAUGGAGACCAGUGAAAAUCAGUAUAAGGAUCUUCAGGCAAAGUAUGAGAAAGAAACUUCUGAGAUGAUCACCAAGCACGAUGCAGAUAUCAAAGGGUUUAAGCAGAACUUGUUGGAUGCAGAAGAGGCACUGAAAACUGCACAAAAGAAAAAUGAUGAGUUGGAAACACAGGCUGAGGAGCUGAAAAAGCAAGCAGAACAGGCUAAAUCCUUGAGCUCUGUGUUAGCAUCAGCCAGGAAAGAGAUUGAACUAAUGUCAGACAAGAUGAGGGAUUUAAUAUCAGAAAAAGAGACUCUGGCACAGGAGAGGAAUACUCUAAAAUUAGAGAAGGAGUCACUGUUAUCACAGCACCUAGAGAUGGAGUCAAAGAUUUUGUUAGUUGAGAAAGACGGAGAAGAGCUUUGGGCAAAAAACGAAGAACUUAAUUCAGAAAAUAAACAAAUUUUAAAGCAGAAAGAGGAAGCUGAGGCCAAAAGUCGUCAGGAAAGCACAGAAAAGGCAGCACUGAUUUCUGAGAAAAGCAAAUUGCUCUCUGAAAUAGAGACAGCACAGGCAGAUCUUCUGAAGGUAACUCAAGAAAAUGAUGCUCUCCGGUCUUCAGAGUCAACCUUGCUCCAGCAGUUGAAAGAACUUCAGGCCAACAAAGAUGCUAUGGAUGUGGCAUGUCAGAAACAUAUCAAGGAACGGGAAGAACUGGAGCGUUAUCAGAAGAAGCUUUUGGAAGAGAAUGAUGCAGUCAUCAAAGACAAAGAUGAUGUCAUUCAGAAACUGCAAAGUUCUUACGAUGACCUGGCUAGAAGUCAAAGAGAGCUACUGCAAGAAGUGUCAACUCUGACUGCAGAGAGAGAUUCAGCCCAGGAAAAAUACUUGGAUCUUAACAGUACACAUGUAGCCUUAACAACUCAAAUUGACUGUCUGCUGCAGACAAAUCAGAGUCUGCAGUCUGAGAAGGAGAUGCUCCUUAAAAACCGAGAAGAGCUGUGUGUGAGUUUGGCCAAUAGUGUUAGUGAAAAACAGGCAUUAAAAGUGAGAAGAGACGAGAUGCAAACGGAACUAGAGGCUGAACGUGAGAAACUUGAAAAGAUGACAAAAGACAAUAUGGAGUUGAAGGCUUCCCUUUCUAAUCUCUCUAAUUUUCUUGAGGAAAUGAAAUCCUCAAGAGAGACAUCUAACUCUGAACGUAUUCAUUUGCUUCAAGAGGCUCUUUCUGCAUCAGAACAAAGGCUUCUGACUGAAAGGGAGAAACUGCUAAAUGAAAAUAAGGCAGUUACUGAAAAGCUCAUGAAGGCCACAGCAGAUGCUGAGCUUGCUGAGAGAGCCUUCACUGAGAAGAUCAAUGAUUUGAACUUGGAAAAGGAAUCUGUUUUUUCUAAGUCACUGCAAUUUGAAAAGCACAAUGAAGCUCUUCUGCAAGAGAAGGAUGAGUUGGAGAGAAAGUACUCUGAGCUUGUUGAUGAGAAGAAGUCUCUUGAAAACACAGUUUCUGAAAUGAAGAGAGAGCAGGAGCUGGAUUUCUCAGCCAGGAGUGUUCUGGUCCAAGAGAAUGCCACCCUCAAAGAUUCCAUUGAAGCCCUCGAGGAGGAACUAAAGAAGAAGAAGCUAGAAAAUCAAGAGCUGAUAGCCUGUAAAAGUGACCUUUCAGAUCUUCUGAAGGAGGCCCAGGAUGCCAGAAGAACAUUAGAAAAUGAAUUGGCUGCUGUAUCACUUGCCAAGCAGGUCCUGUCAUCUUCAUUCAGUACCUUUUCCUCUGAUGCAGAAACACUGAGCAGAGAGAGGACAGAAUUACAAGAGAAAUGCCAGAAAUUAACUGAUGAGGUUGAGAAUAUGAAAGAAAACUUAACCGUGGAAAAGAAAGCUAGAAUAUUGGAUAAGGAAUCCUUUUUGUUGGAACGUUCGGAGCUACAAAACAGCAUUAGUUUCUUAGAGAAGGAGAUGGAAGUGAUGAGAGAGAAAAAUAAAGAAUUUCUGACUGAGAAAGAGCUUCUGGUUCAGGAAAAAGAAAAAUCUGAAACUAAACUGGAGGAAGUAAUGAAAGAAAAAAAGGUUCUCUGUACAGAAACAGAGCAGCUGGCGUCCAAAAUUGAGCAACUGAAGAGUGACUUUACUUCCCUGUCCGCAUCAAAAGCAGAGCUUGAGGACAUGCACAGCUGUGUCUCUGUGAUGCAGGAUGAACUUCAGCACAAAUAUGAGGCGAUGGAGAAGGAGAAAAUGGAGUUAGUUCAGGAAAAUGAAAGUCUGCAUGCUGAGUGGAAGAGCCUGGUCAUCAUUAAUGAAGAAAUAAUAAAAGAGAAGGAGAAAUUGUCCAAAAAAUAUUGCAAACUGCGUGAGAAGGUAGUGGCACUUCUAGAGCAAACUGAUGCAGACUUCUCAUGCAGACUGCUGUUCUCUGAGGAAAAACAUGAGCUGCUGCUGGAGGAGAUGAGCAAUCUGGCUUUGAAACUAAGAGAAAUAGAGACUCUCCAGGCCCAAACAUUUGUGCAAAAAAUUGAGGCUGACAAAAGAGCAGAAGAAGUUUUACAGACCAUGGAGAAGGUGACCAAAGAGAAGGAUGCCAUUCACCAAGAAAAGAUUGAAACUUUGGCAUCUUUGGAGAACUCGAGACAGACAAACGAGAAGCUGCAGAAUGAAUUGGACAUGCUUAAACAAAACAAUUUGAAAAAUGAAGAGGAACUCACUAAAUCAAAAGAGCUCCUGAACCUGGAGAACAAGAAAGUGGAAGAACUUAAAAAAGAAUUCGAAGCGCUGAAGCUGGCAGCUGCUCAGAAGUCCCAGCAGCUCGCAGCUUUGCAAGAGGAGAACGUGAAACUUGCCGAGGAGCUGGGCAGAAGCAGGGACGAAGUCACAAGUCAUCAGAAGCUGGAAGAGGAGAGAUCAGUACUCAAUAACCAGUUACUAGAGAUGAAAAAGAGCUUCCCCAGUAACACUUUAAGAGAAUCAACGUUGAAAAAAGAAAUUGAUGAAGAGAGAGCAUCUUUACAAAAAUCCAUCAGUGACACUAGUGCCUUGAUCACACAGAAAGAUGAAGAACUGGAAAAGCUCAGAAAUGAGAUCACGGUGCUCCGUGGAGAAAAUGCUUCUGCAAAAACCUUACAGUCAGUGGUUAAGUCACUGGAGUCUGAUAAGUUGAAACUUGAGGAAAAGGUGAAGAAUUUGGAGCAAAAACUCAAGGCAAAAAGCGAACAGCCAUUAACUGUAACUAGCCCCUCAGGUGAUAUUGCUGCUAAUCUACUUCAAGAUGAAAGUGCAGAAGAUAAACAGGUAUUUGAUGUGAAACAUCAGUGAGCUAAAACAGCAGUGUGUCUAUAGGCACAGUGCAAUCCUCCCACAUACAGUUCUUAGCACAUUUUGGAAAUUGGGACUACAAUAGACAGUUUUUUGUUUUCACCUUUUGCUGUUGAGGGGAAAUGUCAAUGGCUAGAAUAACAUGAGGAAGCAAGCAGGAGAAGUAGAGGUAGGAACUAGCUGCUCUGUUACCAUAUGAUUCAAACAGAUUUAGGAAAAAUGUGUAUGAAAGGACACAGUAAUCAUAGUGGACGUGUGAAAGAAAGCAGUGCAACAGGGCUGCCUGUGACAACAAAGGCCUAGGAUGCAUGGUUGGAAUAGCAGUGCUGUUAAAUCACUGGAGUUGGUCGUGCUGAUUAAAAGUCUUUACUGGUGACACGGUCAGUACAGAGGUCAGAAGCAGUGCAAUUAACCAAUUAAGUAACCACCAAUUUCUUUUUUUUAUCCCUCCCUGAAUUCACCUGCUGAUGACAAUGCUUUCUUCUGAUCAGCAAGAGAUUGACUUCCUGAAUUCAGUGAUAGUAGAUCUGCAAAGGAGAAAUGAAGAAUUGAACUUGAAAAUACAAAGAAUGUGUGAAGCAGCCCUCAAUGGCAAUGAAGAGGAG
Messenger RNA from Lagopus muta (rock ptarmigan), 7425 nucleotides. It is a transcript of the gene CLIP1, whose product is annotated as CAP-Gly domain containing linker protein 1. Gene Ontology annotation, biological process: cytoplasmic microtubule organization; positive regulation of microtubule polymerization. The coding region runs from base 494 to 6820 and encodes 2108 amino acids. Gene Ontology annotation, cellular component: cytoplasm; microtubule plus-end; nucleus. NCBI's taxonomy places the organism in Eukaryota, Metazoa, Chordata, Aves, Galliformes, Phasianidae. The transcript is spliced from 27 exons. The record is from RefSeq and is a predicted model, not a curated record. Gene Ontology annotation, molecular function: microtubule plus-end binding.